AGGAUUCCACACGAGUUCUAUUUCCAGUAGCAGGACGUGGGAGGUACGAAGGGGGAAAUCAACCGCUCUUCCAAACACUGGACAGAAAUGUCUCUGUGCAAAUGGAGUUGCAUCUGCUUUUUGGGUGGACUGAUACUCAUCGGAUGGCCGGCAACAGUGAGUUGUGAAUCUUCGUCAGAAGACAAACAUCCCCCUGGAGUGAAAGAAUGUCGGGUUCACAUUGAGAAAGCUUUGGAGCAGUAUUGGGACAAAAAAGAACCAGAAGAAAUCUCAAAUCCCACCGAAGAAAAUCAUUCAAAUUAUCUUGACGAAAGCAAUUCCAACGAAGAAGAGAAAGAUAGCAGAAUAGAGCAAAAGGAUUCCAGUAAUUUAGAAAGACCGAAUUACAAUAAAGAUCCUAAUGACGAAGAAAAUAACAAUGAUAAAGAAGAAAUUGAUGACAAUGAAGAUAACACUGAUGAUGUAGAAACUGAAGACAAUGAUGAAGAUGACGAUGAUGCAGAAGAUGAAGACAGUGAAAAAGACACCAAUGAUGAUGAUGACGGCAACAUACAAGAUACCGAAAAUAUCAACGAUAAUGCUGAAGAAGAGGAAGCCGAUGAGGAGGAAGAAGCUGAAAAUGACAAUGAAUAUGAAGACAAGGAAAGCAAAAGCGAAGAUGAAGUUAAUAAUAAUGAGGAUGAGGAUGAUGACGAAAAUGAGGAAAAAUCUGAAGAUAGAAACGAUGAUGAACAAGAUAGUGAUGAAAUAGAACCUACUGCAUCUAGCAGAUCAUCUCAAGCAUCCGCAUAUGAUAAUGAAGAUGACACGGACCUGCAUGAAAACGACGAAAAUGAUGGAAUCGAAACGAACUCCAAAGAAGAAACGACCGAAAAUGAAGAAGGUGAUGUGGAUUUAGAUGAAAGUAAAGAAGAUGAAGAAAAUGAUGAAACUGACGAUGAAAACGAUGAAGACGAUGGAGAGGAAAGCGAGAAUAGUGAGGAUGGAAAGGAAGAAGAAAAGGAAAUUGAAAAGAGUUCAUUGGAUGAAUCUGCUAAGAAAGAGAGUGAUACUAUCCCAGAAGAACAUACCGCAGAAAAUGGCAAGGAUAUUGAAAAGGCUCCCGAAGAAGAAACACCCCCUAUGGAGGAAACCGAAGGCACAUCAGAUGCUGAGUCUGAACCAGAAGAGGAGGAAGAUGACUCCAUUGAGAAUAUCUACGAGGAGGAAGAAGAACCUGAACUUCAUUCAUUUCGUAGCAGGGAGCAUAUCGAUGUCAUUUUGGGCAUAGACGAAAUAGGCACAGGGUUGGAGAAGGAGGAAGAGAAACUAGCCCAGUCAGUUUUCAGAGACAUCAAGAAGAUCGAAACAACUCAUAUCAAACCCGUAGAAUUACUGUAUAAAUAUGCAGACAGUACGACACGCGUUCUAGGAGAUGCUGAAAUAUUCAGCAAACCAAUGCUUCUUUUCCUUGGUCCUUGGGGCGCUGGCAAGACUUCGAUCAUCAAUUACCUUUUAGGUUUAGAAAGAACACCGUCAGCUCUCAAAAUAGGCAGUACUGGCAUCACCGACGUUGAUUUCACUCUUUUGACUUAUGGUGCUCAACGACGGAUUGUCAGUGGAACCGAACUGGCAGCUGAUUGGAAGUACGUCGGAGUACAGAAGUUCGGACAAGGAUUUCUUGAUCAUUUCCGAAGCAUCCACAUUCCACACCCCUUGUUGCAGAAAGUCACGAUACUUGAUUCUCCCGGCAUCGCAGAAAACAGAAAGAACACAGAAAGAGGCUAUGCUCUGAAUGCUGCCUUUCAGUGGUUUAUUGAUCGAGCUGAUGCUAUAUACGUGGUACUUGACCCAUCUAAAGUAGACAUCGGUGGAGAACUGGGGUCUGUGAUCGAGCAACUGCAAGGGCAAAAUGUCCGAUUCCUUCUCAACAAAGCCGACAGUAUCCGGCGAAGCGACUUGAUGCGAGUAGUGGGACAACUUUUCUGGAAUUUAUCUCCUUUGCUGGGUGGUGCAGAAGCUCCUCUCAUUUAUGCUGUCUCAUUAACAAGUCACCCAUAUCAUCCUUCUGCGCCAGCCAAAUUUCUUGCGGAUCAAGAAAAGAAUUUUCUUUAUGACAUAAAAAGCACUUUAGAAAAACGAGUGGAAAAUAAAAUAUUAUAUGCCAGAAAACACGCUGUUCGAGUAAGAAAUCAUGCCAAAAUGGUAGAUUGCUACUUAGCUUCCUACUAUAGACAUAAGUCAAUUUUCAGCAACAAAAGAAAUGUUGCAAAACUCAUAACAGAAAAUCCAAAAGAAUAUAACAUUUAUGAUGGACUUACAAGUAUGACCAAUGUUAGUCGAAGUGAUAUACCGAAUCCACUUGCUUAUAAAGAAUUCUUUAAAAUACAUCCUCUUUAUGAUUUCAAACCUCUGGCUUCAACCUGUAGCUAUUUUCGAGGCUGCCCCAUGGAUAAAGUAGAUUUAGCAAUUACAAAGGAAUUUCCAGAACUUUUAGCAAAGUACAAAGAGGCAAAGAGAGCUCUAUAUGGACAACUGGAACAAGAUCGAUGAGUAAAAUAAUUUUUACAAAUGGACUGAAACUUAUCUUCGCAGCAUAAAAAUUCCGUUAAUCACAAGUAGUGGUUCCAGUUUCAAGAAACACUGCAAUUCAAAAAGAGAGUGAUGAGCAGUUAAUAACUGUGUGGAAUACAACAGAAAAGACCAAAUAAUUAAAACAAAUCGUGCAUUCAAUGCAAAGAUAAAAGAAAAGUAAAUUCUUCGCAUGAAACUGUAAAACAAAUUUUUGUAAACAUCUUCAAUAUUCUGUUUACCUCAAGGAGCGAUCGAAAUUAUUUUUCGAACAAUAGUUUUACCCUCAUUCCUUUCAAGAUAGAUUAAUUAAUGCUGUACAAAUAAAAAAAAGUGAAAAUUAAUUUCUAAUAUCAGAAA
Argiope bruennichi is the source of this 2910-nucleotide messenger RNA. Its product is annotated as sarcalumenin-like. Gene Ontology annotation, molecular function: GTP binding. NCBI's taxonomy places the organism in Eukaryota, Metazoa, Arthropoda, Arachnida, Araneae, Araneidae. The transcript is spliced from 8 exons. Bases 88 to 2532 code for a protein of 814 amino acids. The record is from RefSeq and is a predicted model, not a curated record.